UGCUUUUUAAAAAAACAACAUUAAAGUCAACAUGACGUUUAAGUUAUUUUUUAUCUGUGUUCUCGCUACUGUCAUUCAGAAAACUACACCCCAAUUUAUUGGCAGUACAAUAAAUAAUGGCUUUAAUAGAAACUCAAUCAAUUCAUUUGAAAAAGGGCAUGGACUUUACGGUCCAAAUAUAGCAUAUCCUGCUAAUGCUUACGAUGCUAUUGCAAGUGGUAUUUACGGACCUGCCAAUCCACUGGCAUACGGCGGUAUAGCGAAUACUAUUUCUGGUCCAGCCAAUGCAUGCGACGGUACGGUCUACGGGCUGAGUUUAGACACGCUGGCCGCAUCUCGCUGUGGUGGCUUUUCCGUGAGAAGUUCAUCACCAAUUGGAGUGAAUGGCAUUUUCAUUGAAACAGAAAACAUGGUGAUUGAAGGUCCAUUAUCAGUCACUGGCGAGUUGCCAUUUUUAGGAACUGUAGCUUUAGAAGGCACAUUGCCAGCUAAUGGUAACGGCGCUGUUUCAUAUGGCUGCGGUGAUGGCAAUGUUGCCAUUUUAAAUGAAGAAUAUCCGCCCAUUGCACCUGCUGGACCUGCAGGAUAUGGCUGCAAGACGAUACCGACACCUGGACCGACACCCGCUGUAUCUGGACAAUAUGCUUACAACAGACUAGGUCCAUAUGGAGCACGUGGAUUUUACUAGUUAAAACCGGAUUCCCUCCUUAAAAAGACGUGCGUCGAUCAGCAGUACUAUUCUGUAAAUAUCUUCGUAUCUCAUAGGUGAUAUGAUAUUUUGAUCUGUGUAUGCUUUAAAGGAUCUAAUCACCGAGUCAUAUAAUGACCGUGCUAUGAACGUAUCAGUUACGGAAGCAAGUUUAAAAUGUAGUCCAUGCUCACUAGAAUGUGAGUGACCGUAGCAUCCGAGAAUCAUCCGCGUGAGCUAUCUGUAUGACUUCCGUUGAACAACUGAGAGCAGUUGCAAUAAAAUCUUUUUGCAUCGAGAAGUAUGAACUAAGCCAUUCCGUUAACAAACAACACCGUCGGGUGCCAUGUUUACCAACAUGCCAUUUAUUUUUUAUGGCACCGG
Messenger RNA from Vanessa atalanta (red admiral), 1072 nucleotides. RefSeq names its product chorion class CB protein PC404-like. Gene Ontology annotation, biological process: multicellular organism development; chorion-containing eggshell formation. The transcript has 2 exons. NCBI's taxonomy places the organism in Eukaryota, Metazoa, Arthropoda, Insecta, Lepidoptera, Nymphalidae. Gene Ontology annotation, cellular component: egg chorion. The record is from RefSeq and is a predicted model, not a curated record. The coding region runs from base 32 to 688 and encodes 218 amino acids. Gene Ontology annotation, molecular function: structural constituent of egg chorion.